Selaginella moellendorffii is the source of this 771-nucleotide messenger RNA. RefSeq lists its product as uncharacterized. The transcript is spliced from 2 exons. The record is from RefSeq and is a predicted model, not a curated record. The coding region runs from base 1 to 771 and encodes 256 amino acids. NCBI's taxonomy places the organism in Eukaryota, Viridiplantae, Streptophyta, Lycopodiopsida, Selaginellales, Selaginellaceae.
AUGGAUCCUGCUGGAUCUCCCGAUAUUUCGGCUUCUCCCAGCAAUGCCGCCGCUGCCGUGCCGCCAGAGAGCAAUGCCGCGAGUUCUUCCUCUCCCGCCGCUGCUCUAGUCGCGGCCGAGGCCGAGCAAGCUCCUCCUCCUCCAAAUCCAGCUCCAGGUAUUGUCAUCCAGGAGCCAGUACUGGCAGGGACUCACGAUCACGAGGCUAGCACCUCUGGCGGGGGUGGAGAUGAUCAAUGCGCUAGUCCAUGGCUAGCGUCUCCAGCGUCCACCAGUGCUCUUCAGUCGCCUCCUCACUCUCCCGUGGAGAGAGCUUUGAACGAGCUGGCUUUCAGUAGAUUCCGGAACAAUAUGCGUGUUGAGGCCAGGCGAUCGUCCGCUCGCCGGUCGCUGCUCGGUAGAUUGGGAGCUCUCCCAGGCGACGAGACGACGUUUUCUCAGCCAAAAGACCAACAUCCUUGGCAGCUGCAAAAUCCCAUUCCACCGUUCCCGGGAUGGGAUGGCUUAUCCACCGUCAUCUGCGGUUUCCUCCGAGUAAGAACAGUAGAAAAAUAUAAAGAAGUUUGUCACGGCUUGCUGAUCACUAUUGAGUUUUUCAUUGUAGAGGGUCAGUUGGCGAGAGGCCGUCUGUCAUCGCACCACCUGGAGGGCAACCGAUUUCUGCCUACCAACGUUUCGCUCGGGCUGAGUUUGCUGAGCACAUCUAUGGAGUUGGACGUCUGGUUUGGAAAAGAAUUUCCGUUGACGAGCUUAUUCGGCACUCAAGGGUAA